Messenger RNA from Arctia plantaginis, 2076 nucleotides. Lineage: Eukaryota; Metazoa; Arthropoda; Insecta; Lepidoptera; Erebidae. The record is from the annotation of a GenBank genome assembly.
AUGUCAGUCGAUUCAUCUUUCCGACGUUUUGCUAUCAUGGCGGCCGCCGUGGGUAGGAUUUGUGGGGCAAGACUUUUCAAAAAAUAUAGCCUACUUGCACCCCAGGUUAGUCAGCUGUCCACGAACACUCAAGGAUGGUCGAAAAACAGAAAAGUGUUGCUGUCUACCUUGGGGAUAGUUGGUGGAGGUGUUGGAGCGCUGCUGUUUGCUCUUGAACAGUCAGUGGAUGCUUCAUCUGGUGAGGCCCACCCUCCACAUUUACCCUGGACUCAUGAGGGCUGGUUCAAAUCACUUGAUCAUGCUAGUGUUCGUCGUGGCUACGAAGUGUACAAACAAGUGUGCAAAGCGUGCCAUUCCCUUCAGUACAUGGCCUUCAGACACCUUGUUGGGUACACCCAUACGGAGGAAGACGCAAAAGCAGAAGCUGCCGACGUUAUGAUUAAAGAUGGUCCAGAUGAAGAAGGCAAUUACUUCGAGAGGCCGGGCAAGUUGUCUGACUACUUCCCAUCGCCUUAUCCCAACGAAAAUGCGGCAAGAGCUGCUAAUAACGGUGCGUAUCCUCCGGAUCUGUCUCUAAUUUGUUCGGGCCGCAAGGGCGGCGAGAACUACCUGUUCGCGCUGCUGACCGGCUACAUGGAGCCACCCGCAGGGGUUGUGCUCCGCGAGGGACAAGGGUACAAUCCUUACUUCCCUGGUGGCGCUAUUUCUAUGGCUCAAGUUCUAUUUGACGAGGCUGCAGAAUACAGCGAUGGCACGCCAGCCACGGCGUCUCAAAUGGCCAAAGACGUGGCCACGUUCCUCCGGUGGUGCUCAGAGCCCGAGCUGGACGAUCGCCGACUUAUGACCAUCAAAGCAAUCGACGACAAAGAACAUACCACGGAGUCUUCUAAGUCCAGUGUGCAAUGUAGUGGUUGUACUUCUCUGGGCCCAGAAACUGUGUAUGUAUCAAAAGACGACGAUGGCACUGUAUUUUGUAGUAGGGAAUCAGUUCCUAAUACUGAUGUCACAGCUUUUUUGCGACAGGCUGCAAUAAGAAGCAUCACUUGUGAGGUAAACUGGAGUAAAGAAGGUGGGAUAGUAUACUUUAGUGAUACACACGGUCAUGUGCUGAGUUUGACAUUUCAAGUAAAAGACACCUGGGCUAGAGGCCUGAAGCGGUGGUUCUCAAUUGUUGUGCUAAUGAAGGAUAAAAUGCUACUUUUAAAUAUUACUCCACUACUUUCUGAUCAUAUGCAGAAAAUAUCAAAGGAGCUGCAAGCUAUGGCCAAUGUUGUUUAUGAUGCAGAACAGAAGGUAUGCUCACAAAGGGCAUUGAGAUUAAGAACCGGAAGAAAUGAUUUUGGGCAGUCCAGAUCUCUAAUACACUUAACUGGAAGUGAAGAUGUGUUUAAAAAUCUACAUUCUCAUUUUACGUGGAUGCUAAAAGCUGGUGCCCAUACAUACUCAGAAACUUUAUAUACCAGUCAAGAUCUUCUUAAGAAACUACAACCACAGGCCCUAAAGAAUUCAAUAUUUGAUCCUAGCACAUGCUCUGUGUCUAGCAAUGAGGAAUGCAUGUCUCUAAGGAGUUUGGAUCAGUUACUAUCUAAAUCAGUAUUUAGAAUACUCUUUUUCUGUACCUUAACUGGAGUAAAUAUAGUAAUAAAAUCAAGUACAAUACAAGCUGAAAAUAUUGUAGAAGGUUUAAAAAGAUUAUUGCCCGUAAAUAAGACUAACUACCCUCUCAUAAGACAAGCUAAUGAUAAAGAGACAAUAUUGCCGGCAACUUGUUUAGUAGAAGAAACUCAAAGCAGUUAUUUUAGCUGUAAAUGGAAGGGCAUAUUACCAGUAAAGUGUCCCACACUGAUGAAUAGAAUAGAAAAUGCUAUGAGCAACGACAAAUUCAAUAGCGAUGUACUCCAUCAGUAUGUCAGAUCGCUUCAAUUGGAAUGGUUAGGGACAGCUAAAGCUGUAAAAGCGGCUGCAGAGUCUUCAGGUCAAAGAUCAGAUGCGGUAAGGAAGUUGAAGCAAGUUUUUGGAGUAGGACAACAUGACGAGCCUCUACUUAGUCACUGGAUGACUGUCUUUUGUGAUUGA